Neogale vison (American mink) is the source of this 461-nucleotide messenger RNA. RefSeq names its product histone H4. Gene Ontology annotation, cellular component: nucleosome. Lineage: Eukaryota; Metazoa; Chordata; Mammalia; Carnivora; Mustelidae. Gene Ontology annotation, biological process: nucleosome assembly. Gene Ontology annotation, molecular function: structural constituent of chromatin; protein heterodimerization activity; DNA binding. The record is from RefSeq and is a predicted model, not a curated record. The transcript has a single exon. Bases 33 to 344 code for a protein of 103 amino acids.
UGCUUGAGAGGUUUGGAGGGACUGUAGUAGUCAUGUCUGGUCGCGGCAAGGGAGGGAAAGGCCUGGGCAAAGGGGGCGCCAAGCGCCACCGCAAGGUGCUGCGCGACAACAUCCAGGGCAUCACCAAGCCCGCCAUCCGGCGGCUGGCCCGGCGCGGCGGCGUCAAGCGCAUCUCCGGCCUCAUCUACGAGGAGACCCGCGGGGUGCUCAAGGUGUUCCUGGAGAACGUGAUCCGCGACGCCGUCACCUACACGGAGCACGCCAAGCGCAAGACGGUCACGGCCAUGGACGUGGUCUACGCGCUCAAGCGCCAGGGCCGCACCCUCUACGGCUUCGGGGGCUGAGCAUUUUUGUCUCCGCUUCAGAACUUUUCGUAUCUAACCCAAAGGUCCUUUUCAGGGCCACCCACCUAGUCGCCAUAAAGAGUUGUUCAUUCCCUGGUAUAUAAUUCUUUAGUCUAA